AUGAAGCCGGAAAAACUCUUCUCCGGUUUAGGUACCAGCGAUGGCGAGUAUGGAGUGGUAAAUAGCGAGAACAUAUCAAUAGAUGCUAUGCAAGAUAAUAGAGGCGAGUGUCAUCGUAGAUCCAUAGAAAUGCAUGCUAAUGACAAUCUGGGAUUGGUCUCCCAGCGAGACUGUACCAAUCGGCCCAAAAUUACUCCUCAGGAAUGUUUGAGUGAGACUGAGCAGAUAUGCCAUCAUGGCGAGAAUAGGACUAAGGCUGGGUUAGAUGUAGACGAUGCUGAAACCGGUGGUGAUCACACCAAUGAAUCCCGUGUAGAUGAAUGUUGUGCUGAGAAAGUGAACGACACUGAGACUGGCUUGGAUGUGGACAGCUGUUGCGGCGAUGCUCAAACAGGUGGUGACCACACCAAUGAAUCCUGUGUUGAUGGAUGCUGCGUUAGAGAUUCUUCAGUGAUGGUCGAGGAAGUUACAGGCAGCUGCGAAGCUGUAUCUUCUAAAGAACAAUUGCUGACCAGCUUUGAAGUUGUUCCAAGCAAAUCUGAAGGUCUGCAAUCUAUUCAUGAUAUUAGAGAGACAACUCGCUGCAAUACCAAUUCCAACCAACACACAGGGAAGGGUAGGCUUUGCAUCGAAUCAAGUGACUCUACACUCAAGAAAAGAAGUUGUAAAGUUAGCAGACAGAAAAUUGAGGUUUCCAGUAAGCCUGAGUGCUGCAACAUUUCAUGUGUUGAGCGGAUUGCAUCUCGUAGCUGUGAAAAGAGGACUUUUAAAGGUAGCACCAAUGUUGGAAUUUCUGGGAGUAGCUCUACCGACAGUUUAAGCGAGAAGUUCUUCAGCGAACAGUACUCUAGAAUGUACAAUCGUUACUCCUCAAUUUUGAAAAAUUUAGGUUGUAUCUGUAACUAUUUGCGUACUUUGGGAAAAGAAUCUUGUUGUCUCCCAAAGGUGCGUUUUUGUAGCGGGGAGGGUGCUUCUAAAAAGACAAAAUACUCCUACCGCAACAGUUCUGGAUGUUUAACAAAGAAAAAGACCCAUGGAGACAAAGAAAGGUUGAGCAAUGACAAUGGCCAUGCUGAUUUUGUUUGUUCUAAAAGUUGUUGCACUAAAAUGAAGGAUUGUGCUGUUACCUCAACUAUUUCUGGACACUCUUCGAGUGAAAUUUCAAGAAUCGUAUCAAUGGAACCAAUUGAAAAUCAUCUUAAUCUUGAGGCAGGAUCUACCGGUACCGAGCACAUUGUUCUUAGUGUUUCAGGAAUGUCCUGUACUGGUUGUGAAUCAAAACUUAAGAAAUCAUUUGGCGCGCUCAAAUGUGUUCACGGUUUGAAGACCAGUUUAAUAUUAUCGCAAGCUGAAUUUAAUCUGGAUCUUGCUCAGGGAUCUGUCAAGGAUGUUAUCAAGCACUUGAGCAAAACUACUGAAUUCAAGUACGAACAGAUUUCAAAUCAUGGUUCAACUAUAGAUGUUGUUGUUCCUUAUGCAGCAAAAGAUUUUAUUAAUGAGGAAUGGCCACAAGGUGUCACAGAGCUGAAAAUUGUUGAGAGAAAUAUCAUUCGUAUUUACUUUGACCCAAAGGUUAUAGGUGCCAGAGAUCUUGUCAAUGAAGGAUGGAGCGUGCCUGUUAGUAUUGCUCCAUUCAGUUGUCAUCCAACCAUUGAAGUGGGAAGGAAGCAUUUAGUUCGUGUAGGCUGCACGACCGCUUUAUCCAUAAUAUUGACGAUCCCGAUUCUCGUGAUGGCUUGGGCUCCACAGCUUCGUGAAAAAAUUUCCACUAUCUCCGCGUCAAUGGUGCUAGCAACUAUUAUUCAAUUUGUUAUUGCAGGACCGUUUUACUUAAAUGCCUUGAAGAGUUUGAUAUUUUCCAGGCUCAUUGAAAUGGAUCUACUAAUAGUUUUAAGCACUAGCGCUGCCUACAUAUUUUCGAUUGUAUCAUUUGGAUAUUUCGUUGUUGGACGCCCGUUAUCUACGGAGCAGUUUUUUGAAACCAGCUCUUUGCUUGUAACUCUCAUCAUGGUUGGUCGCUUUGUGAGUGAACUAGCUAGACAUAGGGCUGUAAAGUCAAUAUCAGUACGUUCCUUACAGGCCUCUUCUGCUAUUCUGGUGGAUAAAACUGGUAAAGAGACGGAAAUUAAUAUUAGACUUCUCCAAUAUGGCGAUAUUUUUAAGGUUUUACCUGAUUCAAGAAUCCCAACUGAUGGAACAGUCAUUUCUGGGUCUUCUGAAGUCGACGAAGCGUUAAUCACAGGUGAAUCUAUGCCAGUCCCGAAAAAGUGUCAAUCAAUUGUUGUUGCAGGAUCGGUGAAUGGCACUGGUACUUUGUUUGUGAAGCUGAGCAAGCUUCCAGGGAACAAUACUAUUAGUACCAUAGCCACGAUGGUUGAUGAAGCAAAAUUAACUAAGCCAAAGAUCCAAAAUAUCGCUGAUAAAAUUGCAAGUUAUUUCGUGCCAACUAUCAUUGGAAUCACUGUCGUCACCUUUUGCGUUUGGAUAGCGGUUGGAAUCCGUGUGGAAAAGCAAUCCCGCUCCGAUGCCGUAAUUCAGGCCAUUAUAUAUGCCAUUACGGUACUUAUCGUUUCGUGUCCCUGCGUGAUUGGACUUGCCGUUCCUAUCGUAUUUGUUAUUGCAAGUGGCGUCGCUGCGAAAAGAGGGGUAAUCUUCAAAUCAGCAGAGAGUAUAGAAGUUGCUCACAACACUUCGCAUGUUGUCUUCGAUAAAACGGGUACCCUAACUGAAGGAAAACUUACUGUAGUACAUGAAACUGUUAGGGGUGAUCGUCAUAAUUCUCAAUCUUUGUUGCUUGGAUUAACUGAAGGAAUAAAACACCCAGUUUCCAUGGCAAUAGCAUCCUAUCUCAAAGAAAAAGGUGUUUCUGCUCAAAAUGUUUCUAAUACAAAAGCUGUGACUGGUAAGCGGGUAGAAGGAACAUCAUACUCUGGUUUGAAGUUACAAGGAGGGAACUGUCGUUGGCUUGGUCAUAACAAUGAUCCUGACGUUCGAAAAGCCCUUGAACAAGGAUAUUCUGUAUUCUGUUUUAGUGUUAAUGGUUCAGUCACUGCAGUUUAUGCAUUAGAGGACUCUUUACGGGCAGAUGCUGUCUCCACUAUUAACUUGUUACGCCAAAGAGGGAUUUCACUACACAUUUUAUCAGGGGAUGACGAUGGAGCCGUUCGUUCUAUGGCAGCCCGUCUUGGAAUUGAAAGCUCCAAUAUUCGUUCUCACGCAACGCCUGCAGAAAAGAGUGAAUAUAUUAAGGAUAUUGUCGAAGGAAGAAAUUGCGAUAGUUCUUCGCAGUCAAAAAGACCGGUUGUUGUUUUUUGCGGUGACGGAACAAACGACGCAAUUGGUUUGACUCAAGCAACGAUUGGAGUUCAUAUCAAUGAGGGAAGUGAGGUUGCCAAGCUAGCUGCUGAUGUAGUUAUGUUAAAGCCAAAGCUCAACAAUAUUUUGACUAUGAUAACUGUAAGUCAAAAGGCCAUGUUUAGGGUCAAAUUGAAUUUCUUAUGGAGUUUUACUUACAACUUAUUUGCUAUCCUUUUGGCGGCUGGUGCCUUUGUUGACUUUCAUAUUCCACCAGAGUAUGCGGGUUUAGGGGAACUAGUUAGUAUCCUCCCUGUAAUUUUUGUAGCUAUACUUCUGCGUUAUGCAAAGAUUUAG
Saccharomyces cerevisiae S288C is the source of this 3651-nucleotide messenger RNA. It is a transcript of the gene PCA1, whose product is annotated as cation-transporting P-type ATPase PCA1. The transcript has a single exon. NCBI's taxonomy places the organism in Eukaryota, Fungi, Ascomycota, Saccharomycetes, Saccharomycetales, Saccharomycetaceae. Gene Ontology annotation, cellular component: plasma membrane; membrane. Gene Ontology annotation, biological process: monoatomic cation transport; monoatomic cation transmembrane transport; intracellular monoatomic cation homeostasis. The coding region runs from base 1 to 3651 and encodes 1216 amino acids. Gene Ontology annotation, molecular function: P-type cadmium transporter activity; nucleotide binding; ATP binding. The record is from RefSeq and is marked reviewed.